Messenger RNA from Mesoplodon densirostris (Blainville's beaked whale), 477 nucleotides. RefSeq names its product ribonuclease A family member 2 (gene RNASE2). Gene Ontology annotation, molecular function: RNA nuclease activity; nucleic acid binding. Gene Ontology annotation, biological process: chemotaxis; innate immune response in mucosa. The record is from RefSeq and is a predicted model, not a curated record. The transcript has a single exon. The coding region runs from base 1 to 477 and encodes 158 amino acids. NCBI's taxonomy places the organism in Eukaryota, Metazoa, Chordata, Mammalia, Artiodactyla, Ziphiidae.
AUGGUUCCAAGACAGCAGAAUGCCCAGCUGCCUCUCUUUUUGCUGUUGGGGCUCUUGGGAAUGGUGAUCUCACUCCAUGUCCCACGUGGUACUUUUACCUGGGCUCAGUGGUUUGAGAUUCAGCACCUAAAUAUGGCCCACCCUGAAUGCAAUGAUGCAAUGCGGGUGAUUAACCGUUACAGAAUGGUAUGCAAAGGUAAAAAUACUUUUCUCCACACAACGUUCGCUGAAGUAGCUGGUGUUUGUACCACCAGAAAUAUAACCUGCCAUAGAUCAUACAGGACGAAUUGUCAUAGGAGCUCAGUUCAAGUGCCUCUAACCUACUGCAACCUCACAAGAAGUCCACCAGAUUAUAGGGACUGCCGUUAUAGACAGACAGAGGCACGGAUGAUCUACAUCGUCGCGUGUGACAGCAGAUCACCAACGGACAGUCCCCUGUACCCCGUGGUUCCAGUUCACUUGGAUGAUAUCAUCUAA